Molecule: messenger RNA, 4045 nt
Organism: Oxyura jamaicensis (ruddy duck)
Lineage: Eukaryota; Metazoa; Chordata; Aves; Anseriformes; Anatidae
Gene: RNASEL
Product: ribonuclease L
Exons: 7
Coding region: 1095-3290 (731 amino acids)
Biological process (GO): protein phosphorylation; mRNA processing
Molecular function (GO): RNA binding; protein binding; protein kinase activity
Source: RefSeq, a predicted model, not a curated record
GUUGCACGGGUCAGAGGACUGCAACACAGCCCUGCUACGAGCUGAAGGUGGCUUCAGAAGAUGCUUCUGAGCCUUAAAUUACCACUGCAGCUACAUGAAGGACAUCCAAAAUGAUGAUCUUUGGCAACAAAAAACACUGGCCCACUGGGAACACAACAAAGUUUCUGGACAAGAGCCCAAACUCUGCUCUGGUUGGAGAGGGCGGUGUCAUCGCUGGACCUCACAAUCCUUGCAAUGCGCCCAUCUGCUGGCCUACAGCCUGCGAACAACAGGACCACGACAGUUGUCCAUAGUCACCUAAAAUUCAGUGUUCCCUGGGGUGAAGAAGCUCGGUCUCUGGCAGGCUAUCUUGGGGGCUGUUAUAGGAGAGGAGGAAAACACAAAAGGUGAUGCCGGGGUGAGAGGGGGCAGCUGCCUGCUUCCAGCACAGCUCGGGUACAGAGCUGGGGCUCGGUGACUGCAUGGGUGAGAUCCAGGGGCUGGGCUGGUUUGGCCACAAGGACGGAUUUACCAAAAGGUGUGAAAAAGCUUCAAUCAAAGACCAGUACUGGUGCAUUUAACAUCUCUGUGCUUUCUGCUCCUGAAAUGAGAGGGGGUUUGCAACCUCUCUCCUGUGCUGAAAUGUCCCCAGACACCCCAGCCCUCCCCACAAGCGGAUCAAAUGCUCCCAGGCACCACUCUGUUCGGUGGGAGGAGAAAUUAUGCUUGUGAUGCUGCUGGGAAAAGCUGCUCCCUGGCUUUGGAGUUGCUUUAAGCUGCUGCUGGGCUUGCAGCUGAGAAGGAGUCCCUGUCCCCUCCUGCCUGGGGCUGGUGGCCCUGGCUGACAGCCGGCAGGGCUGUGUGACUUUGCUUGUCAGCCAGUGCGCAGCUGCGUCUGGCUGCAGGCCAGUGCGACGGGCCAGCCCUCCCUGCUUCCUUGGGCAGGGUGCCUGCAGCUCUGCCUCUCGGUGGAGGAAGUAGAAGCAGAGAAAGGGGCAGAACAAAUGUAAACCUCCGCCUCGGACACCUUCGCCUCCACCCCUUUCCCUCUCCAGUUCUUGCAGGUUCUCUGUGCCGGCGUUGCUCCGUGGUAGAUACGUUAAGCACGGUUCUGCAUGUCGCGUAUGCAAAUGCCGGUUUCUGCCUGCCUGCUGUGUUCUCCUCCUGAAAACACCACCGACAUACCAGGUGACCCACAGCGAGCCUGCCCCAGGGCGCAAGGCACAGCCACCUCGCCCAGCGUGGAGGCUGCAGAUGGCCUCGCCUCCGAGCUAAACGCUGCCGUGAGAAACUCUGAAAGAGAAAAGGUGCUGGAGCUGCUGGAGGAAGGGGCAGACGUGAACUCCAAAGUGGGCAGCGGAUGGACACCGCUGCAGAGCGCCGUGCAGGCUGGGGACAAGGACAUGGUCCAGCUCCUGCUGGACAGGGGCGCGUGUCCACACGCCAGGAAGGACAACGGUGCCACCGCCUUUAUUGUGGCAGCGAUUGUGGGCAGCGUGGAAAUCCUGGAGCUCCUUUUUGGUUAUGGGGUUGAUGUCAAUGAUUGUGACAACAAUGGCUUCACAGCUUUCAUGGAGGCUGCUUGGUACGGGAACGAGGAAGCCCUGAGCUACCUGCAUAGCAAAGGGGCAGACGUGAAUAUGAGGAGGGUAACCAGCGACGAGAAGAAGAAACUGAACAAAGGGGGUAGGACCGCGCUGAUGGAUGCCUGUAGGAAUGGCUGCUUCUCCAUUGUAAGAACUCUCGUCCAAGAGAUGGGGGCUGAUCUGAACAUUUGUGACAAUGAAGACAGAAAUGCCUUGAUCCAUGCCCUCAAGGUCGAUGAUAAGAAAGUAUCUAAGGCUGUAAAAGUAUCUAUAUAUGUGAAAGUAUCUAUAGUCCAUUUCCUGUUGGACUGUGGUGUUAAUGUCAGAUGCAAAGAUGAAAGUGGGAAAACUGCCCUCAUCCUCGCUGUUGAAAUGCAGAACCCGUGUUUGGUGAAAGCCUUCUUGGACAAGGAUGAAAUAAAUAUCGAUGAUGCAGAUGAGGGUGGCAAAACAGCGCUGAUGGUGGCUGUGGAAAAAAAUGAUUACGACAUUGCAGAGAUGUUGUGUGAAAAAGGAGCAAGGACUGACGUUGGGGAAUUAAUUCCUAUUGCAAAUAGGAACUAUGCUAAUAAAAUGCAACGUCUUCUUCGCAAGUACAAUGCCAAGUAUGUCCCAGCAAGCUACGAAAACUGGGAGCCAAAGAGCAAACGCUGGAGUAGCCAGCUGCAAAGCCUUCAUGAAACAUAUCGGCCCAUGAUUGGCAAACUAAAGGUAUUUCAGUAUAUCCGUCAGAGAAUUCAGAGCACGUCCCGGGGUGGCAUCUACCUGGGGCUCCACGGUGGGACAGAAGUGGCAGUAAGAAUACUCCUCAGUGCAGAGGGGAGCAAAGAGAAGGAAUUCCUUGACCAGUGUGGUGACUGCGAACAUCUACUGAAGCUCUUCCAGUUUGAGAAGGAAAGAGGCUACAUGUACUUGUGCUUCCCUCUCUGGGAGAAAAACCUUGAAGAACAUCUGCAGGAUCCAGAAGAUGAAAAGGAUUACAAGGGCAUCCUGAAGAUGAUCUUUCAGGCAGUGAAAGAGCUGCACUCCCUUGGAUUUGCUCACCAAGCUCUGCAUCCCAGGAACUUCUUGAUAGAUUUAGCUGGCAAAAUUUACUUGGCGGAUUUUGAUAACAACAGAGAGUUGAUUGAAGACAAAAAGAAACUUAUAAGCUCAGACUUAGAGGAUCUCAGCAGGCUCGUGCUGUAUGUUUUAGCAGGGGGUAGGAAACCCCUUUGUGAAGUCAGUAUUGAGGAUUUGGAUGCAGAUUCCCCAGAUUACGAGGAAGCUCUGGACCUUAUAGAGCGCCUGGACUAUCAUGAUGAGCAGGGAUGGGAUGGUCUGAGCAAACACCCCUAUUUCUGGAGCAAACAGACCAGGUUCAAAUUCCUGAAGAGUAUCUGGAAUAAAAUCAAGGACCUCCAAAGGAAUAAAGAUCCUUUUAAAGCUCUUAAUGCUAGGAGUCCUUACCCAUGCUGGACUGAGAAGAUUCAUCCAGAGGUUCUGCAUAACAUGGAAAAAUCCAGUUAUGGAAAUAAAAUCCAUUAUAAAAACAGUGUCACAGACCUUCUGAGGUUCAUGAGAAACCUGGAUGAACACCCCAAUAAAAGGAUCGAUGAAAUAACAGGGGACUAUGCUGAGUAUUUCCUGAAGCAUUUUCCAGCACUGACCAUUUACGUCUACAACUGUUUACGCCGGCAUCCCAACUACAGCCACUUCGUAGACAUUCAGGACCCUCCUCUGUAGGAGGCUGUUGCCUCACGUCCCAUGUCUGAUCCCCACUUGCUCUGCCUACUUUUAUUUCCUGUUUCUUCAGCUAAAAAAAGAGUUGAAGAAAGUGGGUAAAGAGAUGGGAAAGAGCACAUGCAGGUACAGAGCAUGGAGAAAUGAAAGGUGCUUCAGAAGAAGUGGUUGGUGUAAGGACCAUGGACUUGGGCGAGGAGCCAGGCUGAGUGCCAGCCCAGGUCCCCUGUGACUCCCUGUCCCCAUCUCCCUGAUUUGUACAGAGAGCAAGGAGAUGUGGGACAGGCCCCAUAUUUCCAAUCCAUGCAAGAGGCAGGAGAAGAGGCCAGGUAUUGCCAACCAGGGACUCUGAUGAAGGAGUUUCCCUAGCAGGAAGCUCUACAGAUAGCACUUAUGAGCCACCCGGGUACCCCUAUCAAGACAUGAAUUCCCUUCUUCCACUUCUUGAACACAGCAGCCAGAAGCAGGGAUGCUGUUGGUGCCCGGCCCUGCUGUUCAUACACAGCAGCCCAGAGCUCUGCUACUGGGGCUGAGCAGCACAAACCCAUUUCUGGAGCCUUGUGGCAUCCUGAUGGCCCAAGGGCUCGUUUGUUUCUCUGCCAGCAGUUCUCACGGGGCUGCACGAUGAUUAUACGUUGCUGGAAAUGUUUUCUAGCUGUUGAAAGGAUUUUUAGUGUUUUUUGAAAACUGAUUAUUGUUGUUUCUAUUAACCUAUGAAGAACCAAACUGGGAAUAAAUUUGGAAAAAUGUUUCCUACA